CCAAAAUGGCCGAGGCUGCCGCACUACGUUAUUGCCGGCGAGGCGGAGCGAGCGGGGUUACCGCCUCACGGCGAUUGGCCCUUCGCGCUCCCCGUCCGCCGCUCCGCUCUCAUGGCAACAGGCGGGGAGCGGGGGGCGGCAGGGGCACGGGCGAGGCGAGAGAGGAGGGAUGGAGGGGAAGGCCGGGGGAACCCGCCGAAGGGCUGCGGCAAGGGGGAGGGGGAGGAGGGGGUGCCCUCCCCGCCGAAGAGCCGCAGGGCGGCCAGCCCGCCGGGGCGCAGCCGGGGGAAGGGGAGCCGUCCGCCGCGGGGCGGGAGCGGUGCCGCCGCGGUGCCGGCCCGCAGGGCCCGGCCGGGCGGACGGCGCGGGGCAGGGGGCGGCGGGCCCAGGGCCGGCGCGGAGGGGAGGAGGGGGGCCGCGCCGGCCGGCGGCCCCGCGUCACGGUGGACAGCUCCAAGGCCAAGACCUCGCUGGAGGCGCUGAAGAUCAGCCUGCGGCAGCUCCGCUGGAAGGAGUUUCCUUUUGGCAGACGCUUGCCGUGCGAUAUCUAUUGGCAUGGGGUAUCAUUUCAUGAUAAUGAUAUAUUCUCAGGUCAAGUCAACAAGUUUCCAGGCAUGACAGAGAUGGUACGUAAAAUUACACUGAGUCGGGCAGUGCGAACAAUGCAAGAUCUAUUUCCUCUUGAAUAUAACUUCUAUCCUCGAUCCUGGAUUCUGCCAGAAGAAUUUCCCCUCUUUGUGGCUGAGGUUCGUAUGAUGAAAGACAGUGAUCCAUCCUGGAAGCCCACUUUUAUUGUAAAACCUGAUGGAGGGUGCCAGGGGGAUGGAAUCUACCUCAUUAAAGACCCAAGUGACAUCAGACUGACGGGAAGCAUCCAGAGCCGGCCAGCUGUGGUCCAAGAAUAUAUUUGCAAACCACUGCUUGUCGACAAACUGAAAUUUGAUAUUCGUCUUUAUGUCUUACUGAAAUCUUUAGAACCCUUAGAGAUUUAUAUAGCCAAAGAUGGACUUUCUAGAUUUUGUACAGAGCCCUAUCAAGAACCCACUUUAAAAAAUUUGCACCAGGUUUUUAUGCACUUAACCAACUAUUCACUAAAUAUCCAUAGUGGGAAUUUCAUCCAUUCUGACAAUGUAAACACUGGCAGCAAGAGGACUUUUUCAAGCAUUCUGUGCAGACUGUCUUCCAGAGGAGCUGAUGUCAAAAAGCUGUGGUCAGAUAUAAUUUCACUGGUGAUUAAAACAAUUAUUGCACUGACACCAGAACUGAAAGUUUACUAUCAGUCUGACAUACCAGUAGGAAAGCCUGGGCCAACUUGCUUCCAGAUUUUAGGGUUUGACAUUCUCCUGAUGAAAAACUUGAAGCCCAUGUUACUAGAAGUAAAUGCAAACCCCAGCAUGAGGAUAGAACAUGAACAAGAGCUUUCUCCUGGAGUAUUUGAAAAUGUCCCAAGCCCUGUUGAUGAAGAAGUGAAAGUAGCUGUUAUCAGAGACACUCUUCGUCUAGUGGACCCUCAGAAAAAAAAGAGAAAAGAUAGCCAGUGUCAGACUUUGGAGCAUGUGUCAGAAGCAAACGAAGAGCUGUUGGACGCGGGACCGGCAGACAGACCAGAAUACGAUACCACCAAAAGCCCAGAGGCUGGCCUCCCCUCCCUUUGUCUCAAGCAAGUGUUUCCCAAGUACGCGAAGCAGUUCAACUACCUGCGACUUGUGGACAGAGUGGCUGCACUGUUUAUCCGAUUUCUUGGUGUAAAAGGGACAAAAAAGUUGGGGCCAACAGGUUUCCGAACAUUUAUAAGAAACUGCAAAUUGAGUAACAGCAAUUUUUCAAUGGCUUCUGUAGAUAUCUUAUAUAUUGAUAUCACAAGAAGGUGGAACAGCAUGGGAAUCGACCACAAAGAAUCGGGAAUGUGUUUGCAAGCCUUUGUCGAAGCUUUCUUCUGUCUGGCUCAGAAAAAAUAUAAAUCCCUCCCACUUCACGAGCAAGUGGCAUCGCUAAUUCAUUUUUGUGAGUAUCAUCUGGCUGCCCUGGAUGAAAAGCGCCUGGUUUGUGGCCGCGCAAUCGUGGACCGCCGAAGUGCAGUAGUUCCUUGUCAGGCAGAUGGACUUCACCUUACACCAGCUGCAUAUACACCCCUCCUGAAUCGCACGGCCACGGUGAGUAAAUUUGCAGAUUAUAGAAGUCAUCGCUAUUAAUGGUGCUAAUUCACCAGGACAGAACUGAGAAUUAAUUCCCAGGUACGUGCGUGUACUGCAGAAGGAGAGACAGACUCUUGAAUUCCUUCAUCUGAUAGUUGCAAUUAUUUAUUUCAGCUUUUUUUAUUUACGCUCUUCAAAAAGUCUACUGCAAGAUCCCAUUCUCAAAUAAUGAUCCUGGCAAUGGCUAUUUAUUUACCUCUCUGUUGGACCUACAGUACACCUCAUGUGACAAACUGUGCUUUCAUCCCAAGUGUAUAGAAAACCAUGUGUGAAGACAAGGACCAAAAUACAGUGGGAUGAUAACCAGCGUCAUGGGAUUAGUUGCACUGAUCGAGAGGCACACUCAUAUCAAAGGAAUUUUGUUGCUUUGUAUGCACUGGAGGUAUCAUGGAAACCAAGUAAGGAGCUGCAGUCUCAAAUACCAGUUGUGGACUUUGGAAAACUGAAACCUGGAAUUAUGUUUGUGGUCAGACUUCAGGUUUUGACCCUCUCCUUUCAGUGGCUUGGACUGCACAUGUUGGAAUCAAUGCAGAUUUGGUCAUUGUCUAUGUACUUAUUUUUUUAAAGUCAGUCUUAAAACACUGAAAUCCCAUUUUGGCUUCUACUGCUUUGUACACGUCUUUGCCAUGACAAGUACUGUUAAUUUUUUAAAGAAAAACUAAAGAUGUUUAUCCUUUUGCUUCCACAGAACCAAUAAGCUCACACUUAUUCACAGAAAAUUUGACUUAAUGAAGUAAAUUUUUUCUGUGAAUCAAGUGGUGGUUUUGUCUUCAGGUACUAAGCACUGCUUCUGCAAAAAGCUUUACACUGUAAAGGCCUAAGAGUUCAUUUAAAUUCCAGUGAAACCAAUCCUGUCACUGACUUUAGGCUAACUUCUAGGUUUGCUUAUUUUUUGCCUUUUGUAUGUUUGUUACCCUAUUUGGACCUGCAGUAACACCUAGAGCAGAUUUUUUUUUUUGUCUUUGCACACAUUCUUCAUUUUUUUCCCCUUAAAUAACAGUAUAACUCUGUACAAAUUAGAUCUAUAUUAUUUAACAGGAUAUUUUGUCAAGAAUGCUGGGCUAUACCACUGGAGUUGUACAGAGUAGUCUUAUUUUUCAAGAAAUGAACGAUGACUUCCAUAAUCACACUCUUCCUGGGGGGUGGCUACACAGAACAUGAGACUGGCUGAAAGGACAGGAAUAACUUGGAACUUCAGGGCUGUUCAGUCAAAUUCUUUUUGGUCUGAUAUUUUAUUACAAUAAUGUAUGUCUACAUCCAAGUUUGAUUUUUCCUCCUUUGUUCUAUUUUGUAAUGUUAAUGAGUCUGCUGGUGUUCUAGUGUUCCUCAUACUGUCAAAAAUCGCAAAGCUGUAAGAUGGGACAGGGUCUGGGCAUUUAGCUUUGGAUUGGAGAAAAUUACCUGAGCUCCAUGUCAAAAUGUUCCAAUGGCUGGUGUGUCAGAAACGUGACCUUGGAAGCACAUUGUCAGUGCAGAGGGAGUCCACUCAUUUAAAGUCAUGGACAAAAUGCACGCAUGGUAUCGAGUGAGUUCUCACUUCAGGAAAAGUUUAGAGUUUCUUUUCUGAUAUUAGUUUUAAGCAGCAUGCAUUUUUCCUAAGUGGCAAUCAGCAGCAUGGCAAUACAAUGCAGAAGUCAAGCUGAGCCCACAAGAAACUAAUACCUAGCAUGUGUUAAUAUCGGAUGUGGGCAUCCCUUCUUCUUUUUGUCUUUUUCUGUAACACCAGUAAGAGUAGUAGUAGAUGAUCUUUUUUAGUUCAACGGUUAGAAUGUUUGAAAUUUUAUGUAUUGUACGUAAGAGGACAAUUGUAGACUAAUGCCGCUGCCCUCAGCCUUGUUUAAGUUUCAUAAAGAUUAUUGCAGUAUGAAGAUAAAAUGCCAAACUCCAAGGUCUGGCAUCUGUCAGAACAAAUGAAGCUGAAAGGGUCAUUUUUUUCACACUUUCAUUGUAAUAUAUUUGAAGACAUUCACAAGUUGAAAAAUGGUUACUUCUCAUUUUGUGACAUCUGACAUUUGUCUUGCGAUUGGCAGUGUGUUACUAGAAAAUAGCUUACAGUUUCUCUCAUCUUGUGAUUGAUGUCCUGUAAAGACAGAGCUACAGAAGAGUCGGAUUUGAAAUGCUACAACUGCGAAUGCUUUUCCUUACAGCUUUCAAGUGGUACAAUCUAUGGCCUAAAAUAUCCAGGUUUUGCUAUUGUAUAAGUUACCCUGCUAUCAGUGGAAUAAAUUAACUAUUGUAUAUAAUGAA
Messenger RNA from Aquila chrysaetos chrysaetos, 4442 nucleotides. RefSeq names its product tubulin tyrosine ligase like 11 (gene TTLL11). The record is from RefSeq and is a predicted model, not a curated record. NCBI's taxonomy places the organism in Eukaryota, Metazoa, Chordata, Aves, Accipitriformes, Accipitridae. Gene Ontology annotation, cellular component: cilium. Gene Ontology annotation, biological process: microtubule cytoskeleton organization; protein polyglutamylation. Gene Ontology annotation, molecular function: tubulin binding; tubulin-glutamic acid ligase activity.